AUGAAAACAUUGUAUAUCCUUGUUUUUUUAAAUGCUUUAAAUAUUACAAUAAAAUGCAACGAAGUAAAAGAUGGCAAAAUUGUUUUAAAUCCAAAAUAUCCGAAGAAAUCAAACGUCAUGAAAAGCAAGAUAAAGAUAAUAAAUGCUAGAAAGUUCGAGAACCUUCCUGCUUUAGAAAGUCGUAAAUCAAACACCAAGAAGAAACAUGUAACUAGAGAUUCUUAUACAGUUUUUCCGCCUAUCUCUGAAAAAAAGUUAUUUGAAGUUCCUGACAGUGGAUAUUUUAUAGAUGAUGUGAUUGACCGAAAACCAAGAGUUAAAAAAGUUUUACCAGAAUAUGGUUUUAUUGUUGUAAGAGACAAAAGAUCCGUUAAGGAUGAUAUAAUAGUUAACGAUAACAUUACUAGGAGGACAGGUGUAAGGAAAAAAGUACUUAGAAAAAGAAGAACUAAGGAUUCCAAAAAGAAAUUACGCGCACGAAUAUCAAAGUCUGUGGCUGGAGGAGUAAAUGAGAAUGAUAAUAAAACUAAAAACGUUAAACAUGCAAAGAAAAGGUCGACUUACCGUCUUAAAUAUACUGAAAACGUUAAUAAAAACGCUGAAUUGAAUGCAAAGGAAGUUCAAAAGUUAAACAAAAAUAAAAAGGCAAAACGCGUAGGAAGAAAACGACGUCAAGAAAGAAAAGAUAUAAGCAGACGUUUAAUAGCCGGGAAAGAUGCCGUGAUACAAGACUAUCCGUACGCGGUGUCAAUUCAAAAGAACAACGAGCACUGGUGCGCAGGCGCGUUGCUAAAUCCGCGUCUCGUUAUCACAACUGCGAAUUGUAUUUGGAAAGCCCGCAGUGUAAGUCGUAUGCGCAUCAGAGCUGGUAGCAGGAAUAUGGACAGAGGCGGCCAGGUUGCCAGGAUACAGGAGGUAGUGAAACAUCCCGAUUGGAGCAUUCGAAGCCAUCCCGAUAAUGACGUUGGGCUGUUACUUUUGGAUAGAAAUCUUAAAUUUUCCGACUCGGUCCACGGUGUAGACCUUCCAAAUCGUGCGAUGUGGCCCGCUUUUGAAGAUGUUUGGGUAACCAGUUGGGGAUCGGACAGACGAGAUGGCAUAUUUCAAACUGAUGGAGUUACAUUACAAGCGUAUCACGCGAAAUUAGUUGACCGCGACAGGUGCAACAACAUCACCCAGCGCUUUGGCGUUGUUGUUACGCGCAAUUUCAUAUGUGUUGCACAGACUGGUCGUAGAGCGCCUUGCACGCGGGAUACGGGGGCGCCAGCUGUAAGUGAUGGAAUCUUAUGGGGAUUAGCAUCAUGGGGUAUACGGAAAUUAUGUGGUACUGAACGUUUUCCAGCAAUGUUUUCAUACACAGCAUCUCGCUCUAACCUGGACUUUAUAACGAAUGCUACUCACUACUUGAUGUCAGACAAGCGUAACUACCCCUACCCAGAUAGAUUUGUCGUCAACGAAGUUGAAACCACCUCGAUUUCUGCAACUACACCGUUCUUUUGAUUUAAAUCAACUGUAUAUUCUUUAUAUUUAGUUGAUAAUGUUAUCAGAUUUUAGCUAUUUUUUGGUUUUAUGUAUAAAGAUAUAAGGUUCAAAAUAAUAAAAUAUCUACAUAAAAAAUUGUUAGUUAG
Melitaea cinxia (Glanville fritillary) is the source of this 1628-nucleotide messenger RNA. Its product is annotated as transmembrane protease serine 11D-like. Gene Ontology annotation, molecular function: serine-type endopeptidase activity. The coding region runs from base 1 to 1500 and encodes 499 amino acids. Gene Ontology annotation, biological process: proteolysis. The record is from RefSeq and is a predicted model, not a curated record. NCBI's taxonomy places the organism in Eukaryota, Metazoa, Arthropoda, Insecta, Lepidoptera, Nymphalidae. The transcript has 7 exons.